GCCUUAUUUUGGCGGUUAUCUAAGCGGCCUCCCCAAGGCGAGUGAGGCAGAAGUGGUAAGUGGUUAUAGAGUAUGGUCAGGUUAGCACCGAGAUAAACAGCGAUGUGAGCGAAGUAGGGGUUAAUGUGCCCUCCACUGCCCUCAAGCUUCAGGUCUUCCCUCAGCCGGAGCUCAGGGGAGCCCACGGCCCGCCGUAUAGCAAAGUCGCUCAUCUAGAGCGGCCUUAGGAUUCCCAGCGGGCAAGGACAACUGCUGAGCGCGUGGGCGCCGGCGCGCCGGUGUACCUGGCCGCGGUGCUGGAGUGCCUGACGGCCGAGAUCCUGAAGCUGGCGGGCAACGCGGCGCGCGACAACAAGAAGACGCGCAUCAUCCCGCGCCGCCUGCAGCUGGCCAUCCGCAAAGGCUUUUGGGAAGAACAAUAGUAACCAUAAUGGGCCUGGAGACGUUACUCCAAGGUAAAUGCAACAUGUCCACUAGAGCAGAAACCAAGGAGACAAAGGGAGAUACUUCCAAUGAUGGUGUCUUAAGUAUGACUGAAGCACAAACCUCCAGGGAAGGCUUUUGCUUAGUCAGGCAUGGGCUGGCCUUCAUCUUGCUUCUCUGUAACUUUUCAAUUUCCACCCAACAAAUGAACUUGAGCAUCGCCAUGCCAGCUAUGGUGAACCACAUAGGCCUGUACAACAGCCAACCCAAUGCUUCUGCAAGAAGACAUCCCAAUGACACCCUGGACAACUGGAAUGAAACUGUAAAGGAAUUUAAGGCAGUGGCCCCUGUGUAUGAUUGGAAUCCUGAGACCCAAGGAGUCAUCCUCAGUUCCCUCAACUAUGCCUCAUUCUUGGCUCCAAUCCCUAGUGGCUAUGUGGCUGGAAUAUUUGGAGCCAAGUACGUGGUUGGAGCUGGCUUGGUCAUUUCCUCAGUCCUGACCCUCUUCACUCCACUGGCAGCUGAUGCUGGGGUGACUUUGCUCAUUGUCCUUCGGGUUGUCCAAGGCAUAGCCCAGGUUAUGGUAUCCACAGGUCAGUUUUCAAUUUGGGUCAAAUGGGCACCCCCACUAGAAAGGAGUCAGCUGAUCACCAUGGCUGUAUCAGGAGGCAUCCUGGGAGGCUUCAUCAUCCUCACUGUUGGAGGUGUCCUCAGCCAGACCAUAGGAUGGCCCUAUAUCUUCUAUAUCUUCGGUGGAAUAGGCUGUGCCUGUACCUUUCUCUGGUUUCCUUUCGUCUAUGAGGCCCCUGUGAAUCAUCCGUUUAUCAGCACUGGUGAGAAGGAAUACAUCGUGGCUUCACUGGCUGAACAGGGUGGUUCUCCAGGCUGGUCUGUUCCUAUUAAAGCUAUGAUCAUAUCCCUGCCACUUUGGACCAUUUUACUCACUACAUUUUGUAUAUUCUGGCGUUUUUAUAUCAUCAUGGCAUACAUACCAACAUACAUUAACUCUGUACUUCAAGCUAAUUUCAGAGACAGUGGGAUCCUGUCAGCCCUGCCAUUUGUUUUUUCCUUUCCCUGCCUUAUCCUUGGAGGUCAACUGGCUGGUUUUCUCCUCUCCAGAAAAAUCCUUAGACUGGUCACUAUCAGGAAACUCUUUACUACCUUAGGGAUUCUUGUCCCAACUGGACUCCUCUUGUGCCUGCCCUGGGUGAGAUCCAGCCAGAUCACCACCAUUGCCUUCUUGGUACUGAGUUGUGUCUUUGGCAGUCUCUGUGAAGUAGGAGUCCUUAUCAGCAUCGUGGACAUUGCUCCUCGGUACAGUGCCUUUCUCCAAGGACUAUCACAAGUCUUUUCUUACAUAGCCGGAGCCAUCGCUCCCACUGUUUCUGGAUAUUUGCUAAAUAAGGAUUCAGAGUUCGGUUGGAGAAAUGUCUUCUUGGUUUCUGCUGCUAUUAACAUAGUAGGCCUAGUGUUCUACCUCAUCUUUGGCCAAGCAGAAGUCCAGAAGUGGGCUAAAGAAUAGACAUCAAUGACAUCUGUGGAAACCAAGUGACACCUUACAUCCUGUCACUUAGUUGCACUUUUCAUGCCUUCAGGGACAUUUUCUUCUCAUGCUUGAUUUACUGAUUAACCAUUCAAUUUAUCUACAGUAUCUUCUCAAAGUCCUUGGCUGUGUAAUACUGGUGGGUCUGCUCCAAGACUUCACAGAGAGGGGCAGGUGAAAGAUCAAUCUUUUUAACUGUGAGCAGUUGAAGGCAUAGGUGUCUGAAUUUUUAUGUGUUACUGUGAAAUAGUCAGAAAUAUAUAUUUAAUUUUCUGCCCCCAGUUCCUAAUACAGAAUUCCUAAACCCCUAUAAUUUCCUGAGUUGUAUGCAUGAGAGGAGCAUC
Molecule: messenger RNA, 2310 nt
Organism: Talpa occidentalis (Iberian mole)
Lineage: Eukaryota; Metazoa; Chordata; Mammalia; Eulipotyphla; Talpidae
Product: probable small intestine urate exporter
Exons: 12
Coding region: 431-1945 (504 amino acids)
Biological process (GO): transmembrane transport; monoatomic anion transport
Molecular function (GO): transmembrane transporter activity
Source: RefSeq, a predicted model, not a curated record